GAAGUUGAAUUGAAGCUUUACAAUUAGCUCCCGCGAAUUGAAGAAACUUACAGAGAUUCGUUCCCCACCACGCAGCUAUCGAAACAGCUUUUGUGAACUCGGAGAAUGGAGGACGAAAGGAAGAAGAAGAAGAAACACAAGAAAAACAAGAAUAAGCAGGCAAAAACAACUGGAGAUCAAAGUAUUGGUGCUGUAGAAUCUUGCAAUGGAGAUCAAAGUAUUUUGACUGAGCAGAAUCAUCAACUUCAAGCUUCUGAUACCUCAGAUAAGCAGGAACCUGUGUCUAAUACUGAUGAUGAUUUAGGGAAAUAUCAAGUUCAUGAUGCAGGGAAUGUCAUACUUGAAGAGAAGGUCGAGAACCAGUUGAACGAAAUCCGGAGAUUGUUGUUGGAAAAGGAUAACUUGGAAGGGUCAAUUAGAAGAUUGGAGGAGGAAAAUGAUAAACACAUCCAAAACGAGGUUAACUUAAAAGGGUCAAUUAGAAGAUUAGAGGAGGAAAAUGAUAAACGCAUCCAAAACGAGGAUAAUUUGAAAGGGUCCAUCAGAAAGUUAGAGGAGGAAAAUGAUAAACACAUCCAAAAUGAGGAUAAUUUGAAAGGGUCAAUCGGAAGGUUAGAGGAGGAAAUUGAUAAACACAUCCAAAACGAGGAUAAUUUGAAAGGGUCAAUUCGAAGAUUAGAGGAUGAAAAUGAUAAACACGUCCAAAAUGAGGUUGCCUUCGAAGAAACGAGUAGUCACUUGAUCAGAGAAAUAUCGUCUUUAAACUUGAAUAGGGCUGACCUCGAGGAAAAGAUUAAUCAUCUGAGCGAAGAAAUAUCGUCUUUAAAUUUGGAAAGGGUGAGCUUGAAAGAGAAGGUCGAACAAUUAGAAAGUGAAAGAGAUUUCUGGAACCAAAAAGAGCAGGUCACAUCCGAAGAAAAAUUAACUGGACUUCGUACUGAAAAUUCAAGAAUACAUGCACAGGUGAUUGAAUUGGAAGGAUGCAGAAAUAAUCUCGCUGAAGAAAACCAGAAGCUGACGGAAACAAUUGCCUGUCUGCAGCUAAAAAUUGAAACCUUUGAAAAGAGUGCUUCUGCCACAGUGGCUGCUGGAGAAGAACCUGUGAAUGCUGAAAUGGAAGCUUAUAGUGCUUUGAUUGAUAAGUUAAUCACAGAAAAUGCAGAGCUUAUUGAGAAGAUGAACGAAUUAUACAUUGAGCUAAACAAUACAAGAGAUAAAACAAAGGAACUCUAUUCACCAGCAGGAUCUGAUUUGGUCUACGAAUCAUCAGACACUAUCGAAGUUGCCAAUCCAGUCUCAUUCCCUGGUGAAAGAAUAAAUUUAAGGGAAGAAACAGGUAAAGGGAACGAUGGGGAGAAUCAAAGCACUUGGGAAAUUGUUGAUAGUGAUUCGACAAGUCAAUCAGGCAAGAAGAAUUUCGAAGUUAUUGAUAUUACAGACGAGGAUGAUAGUAAGAGCGAUGGCAGUUACUAUCAUAAUACUACUAUUAAGGAAAAUGCUGUAAAUUCAAACUCUCAAGAAAUUACCAGCCUAGGAGAAAUUGAGAACCAAACAUCAGUGACCAGCCAUGAUGAUCUUCAAAACAAUGAGUCAGUUCUUUUUACAGAUGCUCCUUUAACCGGGGCUCCAUUCAGACUGAUAUCGUUCUUUGCUAGAUAUGUUAGUGGUGCUGAUUUAGUGAACAAGGAAGCAGCGAAUUCUCGCUUAUAGUUUGGUGCAGACCAUUCGUUAUUGCUCAUUGCAUAACAGGUGGAUUUCUAGUAAGUAUUGAUUUAUUUACAUGUGUAUGCGAUACUUACCAACUCUUUCGGGAAGUCUCCAUGUUUUGGUAGGAGACAUGAAUAUACUUUUUCUUUUCUUUUUUUACUUUUAAACUUUUUUCGGUUAUACACAACAUCAGGGCUGUGUAGAUUGUUAUUGUAAAACCAUUGUCUCAAUUGGAUGAUUUGAUAAAGUCCAAAUUUGUGGGGUUUAUAUUUGGAUUGUCAUUGUAAAACCAUUCAAAAGAUGUCAUUGUCUUAAAUGGAUUAUUUACAGUUUAACCUAUGGA
Messenger RNA from Impatiens glandulifera, 2050 nucleotides. Its product is annotated as putative leucine-rich repeat-containing protein DDB_G0290503. The transcript is spliced from 15 exons. The record is from RefSeq and is a predicted model, not a curated record. Bases 106 to 1710 code for a protein of 534 amino acids. NCBI's taxonomy places the organism in Eukaryota, Viridiplantae, Streptophyta, Magnoliopsida, Ericales, Balsaminaceae.